This is a messenger RNA of Cynocephalus volans (Philippine flying lemur), 1887 nucleotides long. It is a transcript of the gene DACH2, whose product is annotated as dachshund family transcription factor 2. Gene Ontology annotation, biological process: regulation of transcription by RNA polymerase II. NCBI's taxonomy places the organism in Eukaryota, Metazoa, Chordata, Mammalia, Dermoptera, Cynocephalidae. Gene Ontology annotation, molecular function: RNA polymerase II cis-regulatory region sequence-specific DNA binding; DNA-binding transcription factor activity, RNA polymerase II-specific. The coding region runs from base 1 to 1887 and encodes 628 amino acids. The transcript has 12 exons. Gene Ontology annotation, cellular component: transcription regulator complex; nucleus. The record is from RefSeq and is a predicted model, not a curated record.
AUGGCUGUCUCCUCACCUCCGGUGAUCUCUGCAACUUCUAGUGGCGCCGGCGUCCCGGGGGGUUUAUUUCGUGCUGAACCCCUGUAUUCGACUCCCGGAGAGCCCCCUCGUCUCACCCCCCAUAUGAUCAACAGUUUCAUGGCCAAUAACCACAGCGGCAGCGCCGGGGUUGGUAGUGGCGGCGGCGGCGGCGGCGGCAACACCAACACCAACGAGUGUCGGAUGGUGGACAUGCACGGAGUGAAGGUGGCUUCGUUCCUCAUGGACGGCCAGGAACUGAUCUGCCUGCCGCAAGUCUUUGAUCUUUUCCUCAAGCACCUAGUGGGCGGGUUGCACACGGUAUACACUAAGCUGAAGAGACUGGACAUAUCCCCCGUGGUGUGUACUGUCGAGCAGGUCCGGAUCCUCCGCGGGCUGGGGGCCAUCCAGCCCGGGGUGAACCGCUGCAAACUUAUCACCAGGAAAGACUUCGAAACUUUGUUCACCGAUUGCACCAAUGCCAGAAGGAAGAGGCAAAUGACAAGAAAACAAGCUGUUAACAGUUCACGGCCUGGCAGGCCCCCUAAGCGUUCUUUGGGAGUGUUGCAGGACAAUGCCCGCCUUCUGCCCCAUGCAGUCCCAGGCCUCUUAUCGCCAGGACUCAUCACUCCGACAGGUAUAACAGCUGCAGCAAUGGCUGAGGCGAUGAAGCUGCAGAAGAUGAAACUUAUGGCUAUGAACACUCUUCAGGGAAAUGGAAGCCAAAAUGGGACUGAAUCAGAGCCUGAUGAACUUAAUUCUAACACAGGUGGAAGUGAAUCCUCUUGGGAUAAGGAUAAGAUGCAGUCUCCUCUUACUGCUCCUGGACCCCAACAUGGAAUUGCUCAUGCAGCCCUGGCUAGUCAGCCUGGCCUUGGGGGUGGCCCUACCCUCAAUCCACUGCAGCAGAACCACCUGCUAACCAAUAGACUGGAUCUGCCAUUUAUGAUGAUGCCUCAUCCCCUAAUUCCAGUCAGCUUACCUCCUGCAUCAGUUGCCAUGGCAAUGAAUCAGAUGAACCAUCUCAAUACUAUUGCCAAUAUGGCUGCUGCAGCCCAGAUUCACAGUCCACUCUCCAGAGCUGGUGCCUCUGUUAUAAAGGAGCGGAUCCCGGAGAGUCCUUCUCCUGCUCCCUCUCUGGAAGAAAGUCAUCGCCCUGGGAGCCAGACUUCCUCCCACCCCAGCAGCAGUGUGUCCAGCUCUCCCUCUCAGAUGGAUCAUCAUUCGGAGAGAAUGGUUAUGAUGCCCAACAAUAGAGAGGAACUUAUUGUUGAUCAGGAUAAUGGACCAACCAUCAAAAAAUUCCAAAGGGAUCAUAAAGAAGAGGUACCAGUUCAAAUUCCAAUGAUGAAGUCACCCUUGGACAAGAUCCAAUUGACUCAGGGGCAGGCAUUGCCCCCUGGAUUCCCAGGACCAUUCAUUUUUGCUGAUAGUCUAUCCUCCGUGGAGACUCUGUUGACCAACAUUCAGGGUCUACUGAAAGUGGCUUUGGAUAAUGCUCGCAUCCAGGAGAAGCAGAUUCAACAAGAAAAGAAGGAACUGCGAAUAGAGCUCUAUAGAGAGAGAGAAAUUAGAGAAAACCUUGAAAGACAACUUGCAGUUGAGCUGCAGAGCAGAACUACCAUGCAAAAGCGCCUGAAAAAAGAGAAAAAAGCCAAGAGAAAACUGCAGGAAGCCUUGGAAUUUGAAUCAAAGCGCCGGGAGCAAGUGGAGCAGGCACUUAAGCAAGCCAGUAGUGACAGUGGCCUGAGGAUGUUGAAAGAUACUGGAAUGCCAGAUAUUGAAACAGAAAACAAUGGGACUCCUCAUGAUAGUGCUGCUAUGCAAGGUAUAGUAAACAACAGCAUAGUUCUUUCCACAACUGCUUAA